GGUGGUCAUUUGAAGAAAGACUAUCAAAUGAGGAUUAAAGAAGAUCUUUUAAAAUAUUUUGGUGCUGAAAGUGUGCAACACAUUCCAAGACAUGGCAGAGAUAUGGCUGUACUUGCUAGCUUCAAGAGACAGGAAGACUGUGAAUAUGCCAUGAAGAAAUUACAUCAACAAGAAAUUUUAGGAAGAAGACUAAUGGCUGCUUACAAAGAACCUUCAUUAAUGUCCUCUAAACAACCUCAUCUAGACACAAGUGAAAGCUCAAAGGUGCAAGAACCCUCACGUGAAGAAAUUAUAAGGAAAAAAAUCAAGGAAUAUGAAGCUCGCCUGUCAUCUAUCUCAUCAGUCUUUAACAUCAAGCAUCCCAUACCACCUCAUCUCAAGUACUUGUAUCCACCACCAUCAGCCACCAUCAUGGCUAAUAUUGUUCAGGCUCUUAUAUCUGUUCCUAAAUUUUAUACGCAAGUUCUUCAUUUAAUGAACAAAAUGAAUUUACCAGCACCCUUUGGAAGUCUUAAAAUACUUCCUCCACAAUACCUUGAAGUUCUGAAAUUGCUGGGGCUAUAUUCUGAGAGGGAUCAUUUCAACCCCAUUGUUGAACAAGAUAAAUUAAGUGAUAAUGAGGAAGAGAUGCAAAAUAGUGAAAGUGAAGUAUCCGAGAGUGAAUCUGAAUUAGAAAGUGAUACCGAUGACGCCAUGGAAAAGCCAAAGAUGACAAAGCAAGUUAAGAGGCGCAUUAAACCUAGUAGAAUAAUCAGCAAGAGGCCAAAUUUUGCUUUAUUAAAAAAGACGUGUGUGUCACACCCACGUCUUUCUUCAUCCUCUGUCAGUGAAGCAUUUGAGAGCAAAGAUAGCUUGCAGUCCAAAAAAUUAGAAUUGAAAUUGAAAGGAACAUUACCUACUGAAACAGGUGCUACUCCUGUCACUGAUAAUUUAGAAAUUGGUGGCUUUGGAAAGAUAGAAGCAGUAAAGCAUUUGAAAGAGAAGCCUGUAGAAGAUAAUCCUGUUGAAUGGAAGGGAGAGUCAACAAAAUACAUAUCUAAAGAAGAGUUACAAAAUAACAGAAUAAAUAAAGCAGAUUGGGCAAUUUUGCCUGUUUUCAAAAAUUACCACAUCGGUGAACCAUCCCCAAAACUGUAUAUCAAGAAUUUAGCCAAGACAACCAGUGAGGGAGAUCUGAAGUUCAUUUAUGGCAACUAUGUAUUUUGGCACAAUGAAGAAGAAGCUAGUAAGUUCUCCAUUCGACUAAUGAAAGAAGGCCGGAUGAAGGGUCAGGCUUUUGUUACAUUUCCAUCUGUUGAGGCGGCAACAGAAGCUCUUAAUGACACAAAUGGUUAUAUUCUUAAUGACAAACCAAUGGUUGUUGCUUUUGGCAAAGUAAAACCUACGUAGCACCUGGUAAACUCCAAAUGUAUAUAUGGAUUGAGAUCCCAUAUUUCCAUCAUCGUUUGCGGGCUGAGAGGAUUACGAGUUGUGGAAUCUUUCACCAUUUCAACUCCAAUCAUCAAACCUUUCCCUCGGACAUCUCCAACCAUUUCAAAUUCAUCCCUGUAACAUAAUAAAAGCAAAUGUGUUAAAAAAU
Molecule: messenger RNA, 1579 nt
Organism: Macrobrachium nipponense
Lineage: Eukaryota; Metazoa; Arthropoda; Malacostraca; Decapoda; Palaemonidae
Product: RNA-binding region-containing protein 3-like
Exons: 7
Coding region: 28-1389 (453 amino acids)
Biological process (GO): mRNA splicing, via spliceosome
Cellular component (GO): U12-type spliceosomal complex
Molecular function (GO): pre-mRNA intronic binding; U12 snRNA binding
Source: RefSeq, a predicted model, not a curated record